CUGCGGCAGCCAUCUUCCAGUAACUCGCCAGAAUGACAAACACAAAGGGAAAGAGGAGGGGGAACCGCUAUAUGUUCUUCAGGCCUUUUAGGAAGCAUGGAGUUGUUCCUUUGGCCACUUACAUGCGAAUCUACAAGACAGGUGGUAUUGUAGACAUCAAGGGAAUGGGCACUGUUCAAAAAGGAAUGCCUCAUAAGUGUUACCAUGGCAAAACCGGAAGAGUCUACAAUGUCACCCAGCAUGCUGUGGGCAUCAUUGUAAACAAGCAAGUUAAAGGCAAGAUUCUUGCCAAGAGAAUUAACGUGUGGAUUGAGAACAUCAAACACUCUAAGAGCAGAGACAGCUUCCUCAAGCGGGUAAAGGAGAACGACCAGAAGAAAAAGAAAGCCAAGGAGAAGGGCACCUGGGUUCAGCUGAAGCACCAGCCUGCCCCACCCAGAGAAGCACACUUUGUGAGGACUAACAGGAAGGAGCCUGAGCUGCUGGAGCCCAUUCCAUACGAAUUCAUGGCCUAAUGUACAAAAAGAAAUAAAAGACCUGGACUGUAAAGG
This is a messenger RNA of Peromyscus leucopus (white-footed mouse), 551 nucleotides long. RefSeq names its product 60S ribosomal protein L21-like. The transcript has a single exon. The record is from RefSeq and is a predicted model, not a curated record. Bases 33 to 515 code for a protein of 160 amino acids. Lineage: Eukaryota; Metazoa; Chordata; Mammalia; Rodentia; Cricetidae. Gene Ontology annotation, biological process: translation. Gene Ontology annotation, molecular function: structural constituent of ribosome. Gene Ontology annotation, cellular component: cytosolic large ribosomal subunit; ribosome.